Molecule: messenger RNA, 1389 nt
Organism: Penicillium arizonense
Lineage: Eukaryota; Fungi; Ascomycota; Eurotiomycetes; Eurotiales; Aspergillaceae
Exons: 3
Coding region: 1-1389 (462 amino acids)
Source: RefSeq, a predicted model, not a curated record
AUGGAAAAUAGGCAGAAUUAUCGUCGGCUGCAACUCGGCGUUGGGAAUGAUCUUGAGACUGGAUUUCAAACCCUCUCGUUUCUCAUAAAAAAUCCGGAAAUAGCUGGAUAUCUUCGCCAUUUGGAAGUCCAUGGAAGCCGAAGUGUAUCGGAUGGCCUGGAUGUUGAUUUCAAUACCCCGCCUGAUGAGCCUCGGGAGCUAGAGCUGGAUGAUCUUGAGAGAUUGAAGGCUGCCAUCGAGAGAGCUGGGUUCACAGAAGGAAAUGAGCCACAAAUCGUGCUGCACAUGCUGCUACAACGUCACGUGAGAAAUUUAUUGAACACCUCUCACUUUUGUCAUAUGGCCUUCAAACAGGCCCUUGCAGCGCUGCUGAUCGCUAUUUCGCCCCAGCUAGAGUCCCUUGCUUUAUUCCAUGUUGGAGAACCUAGUUCCGAGGCUGAAGAUCUCGCUCUCCUCACGAUGCUUCGCCGUGCAAACAAAAAUCCCGAUUCGAUUCCUUAUCUACAGCACCUCAGACAGAUCAUUUUCCUUCCUGACGACUGUUCAAGGGGUAAUGAUGGCUUUUAUUACAAUAUCGCUGAGGAUUAUCAUCAUCGACUGAACCUGGUGCGACGACUCCCAGCGCUGAAGUCCGUGUCCUUCUCUUUAGCCUCAUGGAACAAUGAGGCUGGCUUGCCUCCUCUGCCAAAAUCGGCAAAUUACAGCGAGAUCAGUUUUAGCCACUCAAAUUUGGCAGGAAAUGAGUCUGAGAUGUGCUACAUCAUUGAUUCCUCUAAGGCGCUGCGCAAGUUCACAUACACCAUCGGUGGGCGUGCGCAGCCAGAGGGAGGAAAGGAGCUUGAUCUUGAUGUUGAAGAUAAUGUCUCUUGGGCUGAAAUAUAUGGCAAUGAGGGUUUAGAGUCUACUGAGGGGAUUGAAAGGGACGAAGAUACAGAGUAUGAAGAAUUAUGGGAAGGAGAGAUGGAAGAGCUCGAUAUGAAUAUUGAAACGCCACCAGCAAACAUCUCCCUGGCGGAUUUCCCAAAUCUGAAAAGUCUGGGCCUCGGUGUUCAUACACUCUGUUUUCUGGCAAGGGGAAUAGGUCCAGAUCGGCUCGAUGCUAAGUCGUUCUCUCUUGUGCAUACCUUGCCAGCCUCGUUGCAAAGCAUACGGCUUUAUGGGAAGGGAGAAGACGGUGAUCCAACCUUGGACCUGGGAAAUCAUCAACCUGACCUGGAUGUCGAUACUCUUCUGGAAAAGCUGGUGGCUGAGAAGGAUGCGAGACUGCCGAUGCUGAAAACAAUCGAAGGCUUUGACCCUGUCAUUCCACGAGGAAAAGAGGUCCCAGAAUGCGCAGAUGAGGAUCAUCCACUUCUUUGGGAGCAGCCUAAAGGAUGGUUAGUUGACUAA